CAAUUGCUGUGCAGGUCGUAAGGGUUGCAACUAUUACAGUGCUGACGGGACCUUCAUUUGUGAAGGAGAGUCUGACCCCAACAACCCAAAACCUUGCACUCUGAACUGUGAUCCAAGAAUUUUCUAUUCAAAGUGUCCACGUUCCGAAGCAAGUGCAGAACAACCCAUAUGCACCAAUUGUUGUGCAGGCCUCAAGGGUUGCAACUAUUACAAUGCUGACGGGACUUUCAUUUGUGAGGGAGAGUCUGACCCCAACCACCCAAAAGCUUGCCCCAAGAAUUGUGAUCCUAAUAUUGCCUAUUCACUAUGUCUGUAUGAAAAGUAAAAGCAUGAACAGUGUCAUGCUAAUCUCCGUAAUACGCAUGGGCGUCUAUAUGAAAAAUAAAAGCAUGAACGUAACGGUGUCAUGCUAAUCUAUGUAAUAUGGGCGUUGGAGCCCUUUUGGACUUAAAUAAUAUGUGUUCAAGUGUGUUAAGCUCUCUAAUAAAGAAGCAACCGUACGUACCUUCA
This is a messenger RNA of Capsicum annuum, 510 nucleotides long. RefSeq names its product wound-induced proteinase inhibitor 2-like. Gene Ontology annotation, molecular function: serine-type endopeptidase inhibitor activity. The record is from RefSeq and is a predicted model, not a curated record. Lineage: Eukaryota; Viridiplantae; Streptophyta; Magnoliopsida; Solanales; Solanaceae.